This is a messenger RNA of Fusarium pseudograminearum CS3096, 2190 nucleotides long. RefSeq lists its product as uncharacterized. The record is from RefSeq and is a predicted model, not a curated record. The transcript has 4 exons. Gene Ontology annotation, cellular component: cytoplasm. The coding region runs from base 1 to 2190 and encodes 729 amino acids. Lineage: Eukaryota; Fungi; Ascomycota; Sordariomycetes; Hypocreales; Nectriaceae.
AUGAGCUCCGACGAAUCUCCUCCUGUCGAAUCACCUAUCGGUCUUGGCGCGCCGCCACCCGAGCCCAACGACGACCUCAAAUCCAUCCUGUCGCCUAUCCUACCCUCUUCACCCGCACCUUUCAACAGAGCCGACUUCAUACCACUCGUCACCGUUGUCGGAUUCCAUCAUGCUAGAGGCCCUGAAGUCGAGAAUUGGUUUGGAGCCCAAGAGGGGACCGAUCCAGCGGCCGACUAUGGCUGGUCUUUACUACCUUUUAUGGCUUUGAGCGAUGGUGCGCACGCAUCGGAAGAGGACUUCUCUUACUUUACACUUCUUCGCCCAGAGACAGAAACGAAGCCCGCUACUUCACUCUUUGGAAUAUCAUGUACUCGACAACUCGACUCAACUCAACUCAUCAACCGCCCUGCCGACGUUACACGUUCUACCGUUCAAAAGGCUGUUGUGGUUAUUGCCGAUAGCCCUCAGUUCUUUGGCAUGCUUCGUGAGCGCCUGAGUAUCGUGACGCAGGCUUGGUUCGCUCAGCGCGAGUUUACCGAUGUCGAGAUCCUCCGCAGGUUUCAGGAGAGCCUGGCAGAUGAGAAGAUGAAGGGCGUGCUGAAUGACCAAGUAGACCGAGACCAAUAUCUUGGUAUGAGUCUUCGCGAGUUGAUCCAUGAGUACAAAUGGCAAACAUUAGUUCUCCUGAAGUGCUGUCUUCUUCAGCCCAAGAUGCUUUUCUUCGGCUCGAGAUGUGAUAAGUUGUGCAUGAUGCAAUUUUCUCUUUUGUCCCUGAUACCUGGCCUCAUUCGCAACCUGCAAGACAGUGCAGACCCUGAGCUCAACAGUUAUGAGACGAGCCUGUCAAAGCCUACCAGUUUGCGGACUAGUGAUCGCAACUCUUUGCUAUGCUACAUGGGCCUUCCUCUUCAGAUAUUUGGCAAGGGAAGCUUAUUUGGGCCUUACACCCCCUUGCAACAACUCGAUAUUCUUGCCGACUUUGGCACAAAAUCCUACAUCGUCGGCAGCACAAACUCUCUUCUGCUCCAGCAGAAAGACCGCUAUAGUGACAUUCUCAUUAACUUGGAUGAGGAAUCAGUUGUCAUCAACUCACAACAGCUCAGAACCGCUCUCACCCUCACAGCUGCGGACCGAAGGUGGAUAGAUUAUCUGACCCAUGAGAUUAACGAGACAUGGGAUGAUGCCAAUCCCAACAGGCCCAAGACGCUAAAGUACGUCGGCAGUGAGGAGUUUAUUAGGCUACAGUUUGAGGAGUACAUUCUUGCACUCAUCUCCUCUGUCAAAUAUCACAACUAUCUCACUUCCAACCCAAAUAACCCCAAGGCAAUUCUUCCUGAGGUCGAGGGUGACCCUGUUGCCGACUUCGGCUAUGAGUGGGUAGAGGCUUGGAAGCGAACCGAGAACUAUCGCAUGUGGAACUCACACACUGAUUCUCAUCUGUUUGAUAUUGUCGACCCUCGGCAUCCUUGCGCAGGCGGUCUCAACAUCGAGGAUGUUCAACGCCGUAUUGCAGAACAAGUAAAAGAGCUACAUCUGGACGAGCGCUUUGCCCAAGGCCGAGAAGUCCUUGGCAGGAAUCUCGCCGCUGGUCGAGAAAAGGCUUCGUUUGUCCUCAACAAACUUUAUGCUGAUAUGGAAGCUCUACGAGAAGCCCAAAGACGCCGUGCCGAGGAAGCGCGAGCAGCGUCUCCGCCAGAUGCAUCCGGCCAGUCUACUGGGUCCGAUGCAUCUAGAGCUGGGCAGACGGGGCAAUCAGCCGGUGCACGAGCGGGAGCUUACAUCGGUAGUUGGGCCGCUUGGGCUGGCGAGAAACGUCGAACAAGUGGCUGGGGAGGCGGCUGGGGUCGCAAAGCAAACACCAAGCCCGACAAGUCAGCCGAUGACUCUACAUCAAGCAGUCCAAUCGACAGAGAUUACCAGAUGAUUAGCGCUCCCAUGUCUCGAGGGGGGAGCUCGGAUGAGCCAGGCCCAAGAACACAAAGAGGAGCGAGCUUCAGCGAGAGCAUACUCUCAGGGGUCAGCGAGCCAAAUAGCCGACCAACUUCAGGAACCAACAAGCCUUUGCCUGGCCCGCCAGUACCCAAAAAGGAGGACGACGGAUUUCAGACAGAGGGAGUCGUUGGUUCAAAGGACAAAUUGGCUGGCGCAAGCACUCAUCCUGAUGGAAACGGUGUAGCGGCGAAGGAUUGA